Molecule: messenger RNA, 1646 nt
Organism: Solanum lycopersicum (tomato)
Lineage: Eukaryota; Viridiplantae; Streptophyta; Magnoliopsida; Solanales; Solanaceae
Product: E3 ubiquitin-protein ligase PUB22-like
Biological process (GO): protein ubiquitination
Molecular function (GO): ubiquitin protein ligase activity
Source: RefSeq, a predicted model, not a curated record
UUGAUUAAAGUUUUUUUAAUAAAUACCCUUUGAAAAGUCUUCUGCUAUUGCCUAUUGGCGUGUUUUGACUUUGAAAAACUCAAAUCUCCAACUCAUAUAUAUACCACAACCAAAUACUCUAAUUUUUCAAACCAAUUCACUACUCAUCUAAAGUCUCAACAAAUCAAAGAUUCCUCUAAUUUUUUUUGUCAUAUUUGCAAAAUUUCCUAUAAGAUUGAUCUCCUUCUUUGAUUAAUCUUGAAGUUUUCCAAAAAUAUACAAAUGGAAGAAAUUCAAAUACCUCCUUAUUUUAUUUGUCCGAUUUCAUUGGAAAUGAUGAAAGAUCCUGUCACGAUCUCAACUGGGAUAACAUAUGAUCGGGAAAACAUCGAGAAAUGGAUAUUUUCUGCAAAGAACAACACUUGUCCGGCUACGAAACAAGCUCUUACAUGCAUAGAGCUGACCCCAAAUGUUACUCUUCGACGAUUUAUCCAAUCGUGGUGUACUCUUAAUGAGUCACAUGGUAUUGAAAGGUUCCCUACACCAAAACCCCCGGUUAGCAAACCACAAAUAAUAAAGCUUCUAAAAGAAGCGAAAUCGCCUAAAUUGCAAAUGAAAUCUCUCAAGAGACUUAGAUCCAUAGCUUCUAAGAAUGAUGCUAACAAACGUUGCAUGGAAUCCGCGGGGGCAAUGGAGUUCUUAGCUUCUAUUAUUAAUAAAAAUUCGAGUGAAGUGUUUGAAGAAGAAGAGGGUAUCAUGAGUAUUAAAGACGAAGCACUUAGCAUCCUCUAUCAACUCAAAUUAUCUGAAAAUGGAUUGAGGUCACUCAUCUUGAGUGGAAAUGGAGAAUUUAUCGAGUCAUUGACACGUGUCAUGCAACAUGGAAGCUAUGAAUUUAGGGCUUACACGGUUAUGUUAAUGAAAGACAUGUUCGAGGUAUCCACACCAACUCUACUUUUGAGUUUGAAGAAAGAAUUCUUCACACAAGUUGUUCAAGUCUUGAGGGAUGAGAUCUCUCAAAAGGCUAUGAAAGCAUCAUUGCAAGUGCUAGUGCAUGCGUGUCCAUUUGGGAGGAAUAGAGUGAAAGUAGCAGAAGCAGGAGCAAUUAGGGUUUUGAUUGAUCUUCUGCUUGAUUCAUCUGAGAAGAGGGUUUGUGAAUUGAUGUUAAUUUUGUUAGAUCAAAUUUGUCAGAGCGCAGAAGGGAGAGCUGAGCUAUUGAAUCACCCCGGAGGGUUAGCUAUUGUGUCCAAGAAAAUACUUAGGGUUUCGAAAGUUGGGAGUGAAAGGGCAAUCAAGAUCUUGCAUUCAAUCUCAAAGUUUUCAUCAACACCAAGUGUUGUUCAAGAGAUGUUGAGUUUGGGUGUGGUAGCAAAGCUUUGUUUGGUUCUUCAAGUUGAUUGUGGAAGUAAAGCUAAGGAAAGAGCUAGAGAAAUUCUCAAAAUUCAUGCAAAGACAUGGAGGAAUUCUCCUUGUAUACCUAAUAAUUUGUUGUCUUCAUAUCCAUUUUAGGAAUUAGGAUGAAAAAGAGCAAAAAAUGUUUAGGUAGAAAUAGAACAAAGGAAAAAGAACAAAAGUAGUGAAUUUAUUUAUUUGUACAUAAUUUAUAAUUAUUAAAAAAGUAGAAAAAAAAGGACAAAAUUGUCCAUGAAUUUAAUUGUUCAUACAUA